Messenger RNA from Malaya genurostris, 842 nucleotides. Its product is annotated as cytochrome c oxidase subunit 4 isoform 1, mitochondrial-like. Gene Ontology annotation, biological process: mitochondrial electron transport, cytochrome c to oxygen. The record is from RefSeq and is a predicted model, not a curated record. NCBI's taxonomy places the organism in Eukaryota, Metazoa, Arthropoda, Insecta, Diptera, Culicidae. The coding region runs from base 166 to 699 and encodes 177 amino acids. The transcript has 3 exons.
AUUCAAAAGUCUUGCUGAAAAGUACUGUUAUUUUAAAUACACGCAACUAGCAGCUCUGCUCAGAAUUCGCAUCGUUAUCGACUGCUUUGGUCUCUGCCGUAAGUGGUUUUACUUGCCUGUGCCUCGUUUUAUUAUUCAUCAGCAAACUUUGCAAAGUUCCAAAGCAUGGCCACUGUAAACUUGGCUCAGGUGGUGCUACGGAAUGCCCUCCGAACCAAGGUCGGCGUUCGUCAAACGCAUGAUCUCAUUAUGCAAAGAAUCGGCAAACGAGAAGUCGUCGGCUACGGUUGGAAUGGCUUGCCGGUAUACGCUGAUCGUGUAGAUUUCCCAAUGCCUCCAAUUCGUUUCAAGGAACCUACCCCUGACAUUUUGGCCCUUCGCGAAAAGGAGAAGGGUGACUGGAAGAAGCUCUCGAUCCAGGAGAAGAAAGCUCUGUAUCGGGCAUCAUUUUGUCAAACUUUUGCCGAAAUUAAGUACCCGACCGGAGAGUGGAAGAUUUGCGUCGGUUUCGGACUGAUUGCCAUUUCCUUGAGUAUGAUUUGUAUGAUGCUUAUGAAGGCCUUCGUGUACGAAGAUAUUCCUAUCACCUUCGACGAUGAGCAUCAAAAAGCGCAACUCAAGCGUAUGUUGGACCUCGGUGUUGGAAAUAUUGAUGGUCUCUCGUCCAAAUGGGACUACGAGAACAACAAGUGGAAGUAAACGCUUGCUGACAGUGGCUGAGUAUUAGUUGGUAAUUGUGUACUAUAAUUGUCUAGCAAAAGGGCAACUCAAGAGCAGAUCCCACCGGGACCUGCUUGUCACAUGGGCUAUAAAAUGCUGAAAUAAAAUUAAAUGGGUCACAA